Wickerhamiella sorbophila is the source of this 723-nucleotide messenger RNA. Its product is annotated as Eukaryotic translation initiation factor 3 subunit J. The record is from RefSeq and is a predicted model, not a curated record. Bases 1 to 723 code for a protein of 240 amino acids. Gene Ontology annotation, cellular component: cytoplasm; eukaryotic translation initiation factor 3 complex. Gene Ontology annotation, molecular function: translation initiation factor activity. NCBI's taxonomy places the organism in Eukaryota, Fungi, Ascomycota, Dipodascomycetes, Dipodascales, Trichomonascaceae. The transcript has a single exon.
AUGGCCUCUUGGGAAGACGACGACUUCGAAGUGCCAGUGGCAGCUGCUGCAAACGACUUCGGUGAAGAAGGUGAAGAGCUCAUGGGAGACUGGGAGGCCGGUCUGGAGAGCGACGACGACAAGCCAAAGGCCGUCAAGCCCAAGGUCAGCAGCGCCCAGCGAAUCGCCUCUCGCAAGCAGAAAGAGCAGGAAGAGCGCGAGAAGAAAGCCCUGGAAAAAACCAUGAGUGCCAGCAAGAAGGAUAUGCUUCAGCGCGAGGUCGACGCCGAUCUCGACACUGCCAGUGAUCUGCUGGCCGCUGCAGACAUCCAUCCCCGCAGCCGCAAGAAGGAGUCCCAGGGCAGCUCUUCGGCUACCGGUCCCGCUAAGCUGAGCGACUUUGCCGUCUUCAAGCCCACCAAUGCUGCUGGAUACACCGAGCUCCGCAAGACUCUGGCGCCUGUCAUCAACCAGCUGGCGGAAAAGAACUCCAAUCUGCAGCACACAAAUUUCAUCAUCGAGUUAUGCCGCGACCUGUGCGGUCCGCUAAGCAGCGACCAAACUAACAAAGUCACCAGCACCCUCACUGCCGUCGCCAACCAGAAACACCGUGAGGAGCGGGCCCGCCGGUUGAAUAAUCGCCAGAAGCCGCAGAUCAAGCAGGCCUCUGCCAAGCAAGAGACCCAGGUCAAGGCGCCGGAAGAUCUUGCCGACGACGGCCUGGACGAUGAUGAUUUUAUGUAG